Messenger RNA from Papaver somniferum (opium poppy), 1879 nucleotides. RefSeq names its product probable protein kinase At2g41970. Bases 336 to 1430 code for a protein of 364 amino acids. The record is from RefSeq and is a predicted model, not a curated record. Gene Ontology annotation, biological process: protein phosphorylation. The transcript has 8 exons. NCBI's taxonomy places the organism in Eukaryota, Viridiplantae, Streptophyta, Magnoliopsida, Ranunculales, Papaveraceae. Gene Ontology annotation, molecular function: protein tyrosine kinase activity; ATP binding.
UAAGAAAAAGAGAUGCUUAUUUGAUAGCAGUAGUAGGAGGAACGUGCAACGUGGAGACAAGUAAAGAGUUGCUGGACGGAGAGAUGAGAAGAAUGAAGAUUGAAUGCUGACCUGUUUCUUAAAAAUGGUUGUUAAGUAAGUAAACGGUUAUGACCUUAAAAACUACUUUCCCGCGGAACUCAUUGACAUCUUUUUUUCAUUCCUGCCUUCCCCUAAACAAUCAGGCCCAACUGACAGCCUUUCUCUCCUUGUUGAUCCGAUCCUAAUCUGUCAGGUUUGGUGCUUGAUACGUGAAUUGAACCACGUCUAAGUUUCGUUUCUGUACUGUUUUCACUAUGUUAUGCUGUGCGGGAACGGAAGAGGAGAACCAUGGACCCCCUGCUAAUAACCAGUACACAGCCCCACCCAAAGGGGGGAAUCAGUACGGGAAUGAUAGAGGACAACAGAGAAGUUCCCAACCAACCAGGGCUAAUGGUCCUCCAAAGAUCUUACCUAUAGAAAUACCAGCACUGGCCUUGGAGGAUUUGAACAAAAUUACAAACAAUUUUGGACAAAAAUCUUUAAUUGGAGAAGGGUCAUAUGGACGGGUUUUCUACGGACAGUUGCCUACCGGGGAUGUUGCUGCUAUAAAAAAACUAGAUGCCAAUACAUCACAAGAACCAGAUUCUGAUUUUGCAUCUCAGUUAUCAACAGUUUCUAGACUAAAACACGAGCACUUUGUUGAGUUGCUGGGAUACUGUUUGGAUGCCAAUAAUCGUAUCCUUGCUUAUCAGUACGCAACGAUGGGCACAGUACAUGACAUCUUACAUGGUAGGAAAGGAGUACAAGGUGCAGAACCUGGUCCAGUUCUCACUUGGCCCCAACGAGUCAAAAUUGCAUUUGGUGCUGCGAGAGGUCUUGAGUACCUCCAUGAAAGAGUCCAACCUUCUAUAGUGCAUCGGGAUAUCCGGUCUAGUAAUGUUCUUCUGUUUCACGAUUUUACUGCAAAAAUAGCUGAUUUCAAUCUGACCAAUCAGUCCCCAGAUACAGCAGCUCGUUUACAUUCAACUCGUGUCUUAGGAACCUUUGGAUACCAUGCUCCAGAGUAUGCCAUGACGGGGCAGUUAACCCUGAAGAGUGAUGUUUACAGUUUCGGUGUUGUUCUGCUUGAGCUCUUGACAGGAAGAAAGCCAGUCGAUCAUACCAUGCCUAAAGGACAACAGAGUCUCGUUACUUGGGCAACUCCAAGAUUGAGUGAGGACAAGGUUAAGCAGUGUGUAGACCCAAAGCUAAACAACGACUACCCACCAAAGGCGAUCGCCAAGAUGGCAGCAGUUGCAGCAUUGUGUGUUCAGUACGAGUCAGAUUUUCGACCAAAUAUGACAAUCGUUGUUAAAGCUCUCCAACCUCUUCUGGCCUCAAAACCAGCUGGACCUGAUCCCAACAUGUAAACUCAUUACCACUGCUCCUAUUUGGGUUCUUUUUAUCAUCUGUAUCUUCAAUUGUCACAUUCGGUUCUCUCUUGAUUUAGAUAUCUUUGAGAAAGAAUAGCAGUUAUGUCCACUGUCCACUUAAAGAAAAGAAUAGCAGUUAUUUGCUCAACUGUUUGUAAUAGAAAUAAGAAAGAAAAAAAAAAUGUUGCUCUUAGUGUCUGAAAGAGAAGAAGUCUCUUAGGUACAACUCAUAAUAUACGAAUACUGGGUGAUAGAUUUUCUUAGUACCAUAGAUCAUGGUUUGUUCAAGAGUUGAAUGUUCCGGUAUCCUUUUCUGUGGUGAUUAGAACGAAACCAUUUCGAAUUGUAUUCAUUACACUAGUAGUGUUAGCUGAUGUGCUGUUUUGGAAUGUAUGCAGAACAUCUGAUUGUAAAGUUAACCCCUGACGGGAAACAAAGUUUUUUGU